GUGCGCGCAAGUAUCCAACAGAUACGCGGAUAGACGGGCCCCUACAAAAACAACAGAAAAUACCCCCAAAAAAGAGAGAAUUAGAAGAAGUACUUUCUCAGAUAUUGAGAAAAUGUUACAACCAAACCACAGGCCAAACAAAUUAACCAACAAAAGCGAUUAAUAACCAUUAGAAAAAGUGUUAAAUACCAAUUAGAAAGUGGCGAAAAAAAGCAACCAAGGAAUACAUCAAAUACAUCUUUUGUGUGGCAUCAGCAGCUUUUGAAAAUAUCCAGUGACAGUACCCAGGAAAAAUAUAAGAAAUGGAAUUAUCCAUGACUUAAACGCUCGUUGGUUUGUUGGGAAGAGAAACACACUCACCUGCGGGUGAUAGCUUUAGCUAUGAGCUGCCUGCAUUUGAAGAACUUUAAAAGCGCCGACUGGUCGCCCUUAUUAGCCAGGAGUUAAGAAGUGACAAAUAUAAACCACACACAGACACAAAUAUAUUCAGAAGAAGGAUCUUUUCAAGGAGAUACAUCACACAGAAGAGCCAUAUUUGAGUGGUGUUAGGAAGGAGUCUUCUCCAGGAUGCAGCUGGUGCACUGGGUGCUGCUGGCUCUGAUGCUGGCGGUUUAUAAUCCAACGCUGGCCCAGCGACCCCUGAUCAUGAACCACACAUUCAGUUCGCUGCCCAUGUCCCAGCAUGCCAGCUUCACCAACAGUUGGCCAGGUAGCUCCUCCUCCUCCUCCGUAUCCACGGGCAAGCAACUUCGCAAUGGGAGACUCCAUGAACAGCCGUUGCCUCUGCCACAGCCCACUUCGCCGGUGGUUACUCAGUACGAGGACUACGAGGUGGCUUCCGGAUCGCCAGGCUCACGCAGAGAUAAUAAGCGAAGGUUGGCCCAGCUGGCACCGGGUCUCCUACCACGUCCUAGCGGUAGCAACGGACGCCGUGGCAUUGAAUCGCUACAAGAGCUAAUGAAUCCCUCGGUGGGUGGUCCUGGCGGUGGCAUCUCCGGCAGCAGUGCUGGAUAUCCCUCCUACUCGGCUACCUCCUCCAUUGGGCGGAUCGAUGGCCUAGGACAGGGCAUAGGCUCGGCGGAUCGCUAUGGCGAGCAGCUGAGGCAGCCCAGCGGCAUGGCCGCCAUGACAGCGGGUCCACUGGGAGGAGCCUACUCCACCAGGUUUCCGCCACUCUACGGCGUCGAUGACAACCCGAAGCGAAUGUAUCCCCGAAAGAAUUCCAUCAGUGAGCUGUAUAAGCUGAAAAGCCGGCUUAACCAGGCAGAUGAGCCUGCCGGCGGAGUGACACAUGGCAACUUUGAGGGGAUGCAGGGCGCUUCGGCCUCAGCGGAUCCUUUGCAGGAGAUCAAGGACAGGAUAAGGGAUACGUCUCCCAAUGCGAACACUUACGCUCCUCACACGGAUGCCACGCCGUCGUCGGAAUACGAGUACGAACUGGGUGUAAAGUGUAACUUCGAAUCGCCUUGCAGCUGGACUUGGGUUGAGUAUCCCGAUGGCUUCCAGGUGAUCAGUGGCACAGAGCUGGCCAAACGGAAUCUCACUGGAUUGUUGCCAGGACCUGUGGCAGAUAGUAUUGACGAUGCCACUGGACACUUUCUGUAUGCCCGUGUCCAGCCCAACUCAAGGCCUUUGAAUCUCACCUCGCCGGAGUUUAGUACCACCAUGGAGAAGUGCUAUUUGGAGGUGUAUAUGCAUCAGAGUGACAUGAGCCAUGGUCUCUCCAGAGUGGUGGUGGAACCACUGCACACUCAGGAGAGCAGCUGGGUGCCGGCGGAGAUCCAGGGUGACAAUGUGCGCCAGUGGACAAGGAAGGUGUAUCGUCUGGGUCGUGUUUCCCGGGACUUUCGCAUUGUCUUUGAGAUUGUUCCUGAUCUGAGGCCGGGGCAGAAGGGUCACGUGGCCCUGGAUAAUUUGCGCAUGGUGAACUGUUUCCAGGGCACCAAGUCGGAGAAGUGCAGCACCUCACAGGUCAAGUGUACCUCCAAUAAGGUGCCUGUCUGCAUUCACCUGCCGCGUAUCUGUGACAUUACCAAGGAUUGUGAUGAGGCGGAGGAUGAACAGCAGUCAUGUGACAAAAUCCCCUAUGGCGGUCGCUGUGACUUUGAGGAGGAUUGGUGUGGAUGGCGUGACUCUGGCAAGACAAUACUCACUUGGUCACGGCACACAGGAUCCUCGCCAACUCACGACACUGGACCAGAUGGAGAUCACACUAUGCAACAUCUCCUGAAUAACACCAGUGGUUACUAUAUGCUGGUCAAUAUGAAUCAGCAUAUGAAUAACUCCGAUAAGAACUCGAACAUUGGCUUUGCCAGCAAUGCCGUCAUGGUAAGCAAGACCUUCAAUCCACCGCCAUCGGUCCAUGGAAAUCCAGUCCCGUAUCGGAACUCCUGUGUGGUGAGGUUCUUCAUACAUCAAUUUGGCAAGAAUCCGGGCAGCAUCAAUCUCUCUGUGGUUGAGAUGAAGGAGAAGGAGAAUAUAACCACAACGUUAUGGUGGAGCACCAAAAAUCAGGGAAGCGACUGGCUAAGGGCGGAGUAUGUGCUGCCCAAUAUAACGUCCAAAUACUAUCUACAAUUUGAAGCUCGCAUGGGCAUGAGAAUUUACUCAGAUGUGGCUGUGGAUGACUUUUCUCUGAGUCCCGAAUGUUUUGUUAAUAUACCAGAGGAUCAUCUUGGUGGCUAUAACUACUGGGAUGUAAGGCAGAAUCUAAAGAGUCCUACGUACAAAGAUUUCGAAUAUACAAAUUAUCUUGAGCUAACCAGUUGCGACACUCGAGGCAUGAUAGGACCCACACAGGCUCAGUGCGAGGCUGCCUACAAGGAGCAGAAUAAAAGCCAUGUCCUGCGGGAAGUCCAUGUGGUAGAAGACCAAAGCAGCUACAAGGGCAUGCAAAAGUGGAAGGUGCCCAAUGAGGGUCACUACACAAUCAUUGCCAAGGGCGCCAGUGGAGGUCUGGGUUCCGGCGGAGUUGGCAGCUCUCGAGGAUCGGUGGCCGUGGCCAUUCUGGAGCUACACAAGCACGAAGAACUUUACUUCCUAGUGGGACAGCAGGGCGAGAAUGCCUGCAUUAAAUCCAUGGGAGUGCACAAGGAAGCCGGUUGUGGCACCGAUCACGAUCUGGACUUGGCCCAAUACAGCUUCCGUUCCAAACAGGAUAUGGUCAAAAAUUAUAUAGAAAAUGGCGCCGGCGGUGGAGGUGGAGGAUCCUAUGUCUUCUUGCUGAAUCAAGCCAAAAAUGAGGCUGUACCUCUCCUUGUGGCUGGCGGCGGCGGAGGACUGGGUAUUGGUCAGUACAUAGACGAGGACUUCCAGCAUGGCCAAAAGGUGAAACCCUUGCAGGCGCCAGAGAGUGGCCAAAUCAAUGGGGAACCGCUGAAUAAAAAGACUGCUGGCCCCGGUGGUGGAUGGAGAGCCAAAGAGGAUCAGGCCCUGAGUCCCACCUAUGGAGCUGCCCUGCUCCAAGGGGGUCGUGGAGGUCACUCAUGCUAUGUGGAACUGGCGGACAAUGGAACCUCUGUGCAUCGACAUGGUCAAGGUGGCUUUGGUGGCGGCGGCGGUGGCUGUAACACCGGCGGAGGAGGCGGAGGCUAUGCCGGUGGAGAUGUCUAUCUCACGGAAUCCAAUGGCGAAGGAGGCAGUUCCUUUAUCAGUCCCAGCCGUAGUCUCCGGGAGAUAAGCGAUGUCCAUGCGGGCGCCAGCAGUGGUUCGGGUGCCAUCAUUAUUAUUCCAGCUAUCGAAGGUUGUGGUUGCGACUACCGGUGCGUGGCCUUGGAUGAGUUCCGGUCGAAGGUGCGCUGCAUCUGUCCGGAUGGCUGGAUACUGAAGAGAGACAACCACACAGCCUGCGAGAUACGCGAAGAGGCUGGCAAGUCAUCCUUCCAGUAUCUUGUCUCCAUUCUGAUGAUAUCACUGUGCGUCCUCUUCAUCUGCAUUGGGGCGCUGAUCUUUAUGUUGUACAAUCGCUAUCAAAGAAAGAAACAAUCUAAAAAGCGUCACAAGAUGCUGGUUGAACAGGACCUUCAACUUACUCGAUUGCGUAACAACAUCGAUGACUCCAAUCUGAAUAACUAACCCAACUAUGGCUGCGAUGGCAUCCUCAAUGGUCAUAUAGAUGUCAACAGUUUACCCCAAGUGGCACGCGACAGUCUUCAGUUGGUCAAUGCCCUGGGCAAAGGCGCCUUUGGUGAGGUCUACAUGGCCUUAUAUCGCCAUCGCGAUGGUGAUGCCGUAGAAAUGGGCGUGGCUGUAAAAACUCUACGUGAGGAUCCUAAGAGAGAAAAAGAAGAGGACUUCCUUAAGGAGGCUGCCAUCAUGGCCAAAUUCAAUCAUCCCAAUAUGGUGCACUUGAUCGGUGUCUGCUUCGAUCGUCAGCCGUACUAUAUAGUCCUGGAACUGCUAGCUGGCGGAGAUCUGCAAAAGUUCCUGCGCGAGAACAGGAACACUCCAGAACGUCCUUCGCUGCUGACCAUGAAGGAUCUACUCUUCUGCGCCUUGGACGUGGCCAAAGGAUGUCGUUACAUGGAGAGCAAGCGAUUCAUCCAUCGCGACAUUGCCGCCAGGAAUUGUCUGCUGAGCAGCAAGGGUCCCGGUCGAGUGGUGAAGAUUGCGGACUUUGGCAUGUCCCGGGACAUCUACAGAUCGGACUACUAUCGCAAGGGCGGCAAGGCCAUGUUGCCCAUCAAGUGGAUGCCGCCGGAAGCCUUCCUCGAUGGCAUCUUUACGUCCAAGACCGAUGUCUGGUCCUUUGGCAUUCUCCUGUGGGAGGUCUUCAGUCUGGGUCGUUCGCCAUAUCCUGGACAGCACAAUACACAGGUAAUGGAGCUGGUGGUGCGCGGCGGAAGAUUAGGAUCGCCCACCGAGUGUCCAGUCUCCAUAUACAAGGUGAUGGCCGACUGCUGGAAUCCCACGCCCGAGGAUCGACCCACUUUUAUUAGUCUGCUGGAGCACUUGACCGCCUGCACCCAGGAUCCGAGCAUCAUGAACGCUCCGCUGCCGAAUAUCCUGGGACCGACGGCCUCCGAAAGGGAUGACACGGUCAUCCGGCCGCCCAAUGGUGAAGAGUUCUGCCUGGCGGUGCCGGACUAUCUGGUGCCCCUGCCGCCGGGUGGCCACACCAACCCAUCCAUGGCCAGCGGUUCCGGCUAUGUGCCCGAGUCGCAGCGCCAACAGAUGAGCUCAUGCACUCCGCCGGCGGUCACCUCGCCAGCUGCCCCACAUCCCCGGCCAGUGGAGAAUCCGGCUCCCACCAGCGGCGAUUGCUGGGAGACGUCCUUCAUUCUGCCCAAUGCCAAGACGGAACAACCGGCGGCCGGUGGUAGCAAGGAUAUACCUCCGCUGGCCUCCGGCGAAGAUGCCAAGCUGAUUAGCCUGGACACGCCGCAGCCCACGCCAACCACGAUCCAGCCGCCGUUAUCCUUCGCCUCGCAAUUGGAUGGCAUCACAUUGGAUCCCUCGACGCUGUCCAAGAGUCUGCCCAAUGGCAGUGCCAAGCAGUCAUAUGCCAAUGUUCAGGUGAAGAAUGAAACGGAGGCCAAGGUUCCCAAUGGGGGCGUGGUGGCCAAUGGAGGAGGAGCCGUGAUGAACGGCGACAUCUCAACGGGAUCGACGACGGGCGGUGCGGACUCACCGUUCACCAUUCAGGGUUAUGCGGAGCGGUACAAGGACAACAACAAUCAUUCCGAAAUCAGUUGUUAGAAGCACAGGGAAAAGUCAGUACUAGAAAUGCUGAGAAUAUAAUUCUAGGAUCAGAAUAAGUAUGUGAAAGAUUUGUAUUUGAUUUCUAUCUCUUGAGAUUUUUCUGUCUUUCCAAGAUUUUAAAAAUCUUGUAAUCAGAAAUCUUAACUUUCUCUCAACAUUCAAAAUUCUUUCGAGAACAACCAAAAGAUCGACUUAAAAUAUGUUUUCUUCUUCAGAAAGCUACAUUUCUUUUUAACUUUCAAAAUUCCC
This is a messenger RNA of Drosophila serrata, 5949 nucleotides long. It is a transcript of the gene Alk, whose product is annotated as Anaplastic lymphoma kinase. Gene Ontology annotation, cellular component: signaling receptor complex; plasma membrane. The record is from RefSeq and is a predicted model, not a curated record. Lineage: Eukaryota; Metazoa; Arthropoda; Insecta; Diptera; Drosophilidae. Gene Ontology annotation, biological process: protein phosphorylation; multicellular organism development; positive regulation of kinase activity. Gene Ontology annotation, molecular function: protein binding; transmembrane receptor protein tyrosine kinase activity; ATP binding.